AUGGAAACAAACUCACCGGUGUCGUCUUCUUCUCGAGUUCGAAAGAAUCAAAAAACAGAUUGUUCACGUCGAAAACGUUCAUGCCAAACUCGCAAGAUGAAUAGCAAAAUGAAUUUACCAGGAGGAAAAAUCAGAGAAGAUGAAUUCGCAGAUAAGGAUGAUCACGCCAUGGCAAUGUAUUUUUACAGUAUUCAUUCGCUUAGUGAUGGCAAAGUGUCUGGAAAUAGAAGAAGAAGAAAGAAGAAGGAGGAGCUAACAUUCGAAUUUCGUAUACGAUUACGCCCAAUUCAAAAGCAUGAGAACUUUGCGAGUGUGAGAGAGGGUGAGCGAGAGGUGAAAAUUUGA
Molecule: messenger RNA, 345 nt
Organism: Angiostrongylus costaricensis
Lineage: Eukaryota; Metazoa; Nematoda; Chromadorea; Rhabditida; Metastrongylidae
Source: the annotation of a GenBank genome assembly